AUGGCCGAGAGCGACUGGGACACGGUGACGGUGCUGCGCAAGAAGGGCCCCACGGCCGCGCAGGCCAAGUCCAAGCAGGCCAUCUUAGCAGCCCAGAGGCGAGGAGAAGACGUAGAGACGUCCAAGAAAUGGGCUGCUGGUCAGAACAAGCAGCACUCAAUCACCAAGAACACGGCCAAGCUGGACCGGGAGACCGAGGAGCUGCACCACGACCGUGUGACCCUGGAGGUGGGCAAGGUCAUCCAGCAGGGCCGGCAGAGCAAGGGGCUGACGCAGAAGGACCUGGCGACCAAAAUCAACGAAAAGCCGCAGGUCAUCGCGGACUACGAGAGCGGACGGGCCAUUCCUAACAACCAGGUUCUGGGCAAGAUCGAGAGAGCCAUCGGACUCAAGCUCCGGGGGAAGGACAUUGGGAAGCCGAUCGAGAAGGGGCCCAGGGCGAAAUGA
Messenger RNA from Pipistrellus nathusii (Nathusius's pipistrelle), 447 nucleotides. NCBI's taxonomy places the organism in Eukaryota, Metazoa, Chordata, Mammalia, Chiroptera, Vespertilionidae. The record is from the annotation of a GenBank genome assembly.